Molecule: messenger RNA, 1831 nt
Organism: Sorghum bicolor (sorghum)
Lineage: Eukaryota; Viridiplantae; Streptophyta; Magnoliopsida; Poales; Poaceae
Product: AT-hook motif nuclear-localized protein 20
Exons: 2
Coding region: 546-1358 (270 amino acids)
Cellular component (GO): nucleus
Molecular function (GO): DNA-binding transcription factor activity; minor groove of adenine-thymine-rich DNA binding
Source: RefSeq, a predicted model, not a curated record
ACGUUCUUGUCCUGCUACUUCUCUUUUAAAUGGUGCUUCAUGCGCCUGUGUACACAUACAAACAUAUUACAUAUGUCUACCAACUUGGAAUAGGGCAAGUGAAAAUAGAUAUAUAAUCCACUGCACCCUGACAUCAUCCUCUCCCUACAAAGUCUUCUCCCCCAUAUAUAGCAGAGGGAAUACACACCAAACCUCAAAGGAAAAGUAGCAAAAGAGAAUUACAAGAGGGAGGAGGAGGAGGGGAUGGAGGGGGCAAGUCUCCUUUGAUUUCGUUCUUGCCUCUCUCGAGGUCAGCUCUUGGUGGAUUCAGCAAAACACAUGGCGUAGAGCAGGGAGCAAGAGAUUUCUUGAAGAAUCUGCAAGAAGUCGAUCGAGGAUCCGUCUAGUCCGGCUGUUCUAAGAAAGUAAUUAAGAAGCAGCUCGAUAAUCGAAACCCUACUAGCAAGCUAGCUAGGAGUAGAAGAGAAUUGAAGCUGGCGAACAGGUGGUGGGACGAGGGGCGGCUCGGCCUGCCGGAGCCAUCCCUUGGCAAGAACCAAGAAGAAAUGGCACUUUCCUCCAAGGACGGCGGCGCCACGGAGCAGCCGACGAGCGGCGGGAGCGGCGACGACCGGGAGAACGGCACGGGCGAGCCCAAGGAAGGCGCCGUGGUGACGGGCAACCGGCGGCCCCGCGGGCGGCCGCCGGGGUCCAAGAACAAGCCCAAGCCCCCCAUCUUCGUGACACGUGACAGCCCCAACGCGCUGCGCAGCCACGUGAUGGAGGUGGCCGGCGGGGCCGACGUGGCCGAGUCCAUCGCCCACUUCGCGCGCCGCAGGCAGCGCGGCGUGUGCGUGCUCAGCGGCGCGGGCACCGUCACCGACGUCGCGCUCCGCCAGCCGGCCGCGCCGGGCGCCGUGGUGGCCCUCCGCGGCCGCUUCGAGAUCCUCUCCCUCACCGGCACGUUCCUGCCGGGCCCCGCGCCGCCGGGAUCCACGGGGCUCACCGUGUACCUCGCGGGCGGGCAGGGGCAGGUCGUCGGCGGCAGCGUCGUCGGCACGCUCACGGCGGCGGGGCCCGUCAUGGUGAUGGCGUCCACGUUCGCCAACGCCACCUACGAGAGGCUCCCGCUGGACGACGCCGAGGAGGAGCCCGCCGGGCAGGCGCCGCCGCCGCAGCUGCCUCCUGGCCCGGGCGGAGGGCCGCCUCUGAUAAUGGGCGGGAUGGCCGAUCCCUCGGCGGCGAUGCCAAUGUUCGGCGGUAGCGUCGGCGGCGUGCCGCCAAGCCUCAUGCCAGGGGGCGGCGCCGCCUCCGGUGCGGGCCUGCAGCUCGGGCACGAGGGGCUUGCAUGGGCUCAUGCACGGCCACCGCCGUACUAGGAGGGGGAUCUCCAUGCCAUGACCGAGGAAUGGAAGUAGAAAUGGAGGAUCGUUCAUCGCUGCACCGACAGCUCAAGGACGACGACGACGACUGCGACUCAUCAUCAUAUAGUUACUUCUAGCUAGAACUGAAGAUCGAAUUAAGCAUGCUUCCAGGAGCUAAUAAAAGGCUCUUCGAUUGAUCAAUUCUAGCUAAUACAGUAAUCUGCGAAGAAGGUAAACUACACUAGUACUAUAUAUAUUAUACUGCUACUGCAAACUGCAUGCAUGUGACUGUGUGGAUGUGCCAAAUGUCAGCGCAAGAUACGAUCGAGCUUCUUGCUGCUUGCAUAUAUUGUUUCCUCAUUGUGAUGUUUGAUUUAAUUAGAAGAUGCAGCAUGAUAAAUAGAUGGUGGAUGCUUAUUAUAUACUGUAUGUCUCUUUGAUCUCUCUCUUGUGCAAAACUCUGCCGCUAAGAUGAUCAGCUCAACUAC